This is a messenger RNA of Photinus pyralis (common eastern firefly), 1403 nucleotides long. RefSeq lists its product as uncharacterized. NCBI's taxonomy places the organism in Eukaryota, Metazoa, Arthropoda, Insecta, Coleoptera, Lampyridae. The transcript has a single exon. The record is from RefSeq and is a predicted model, not a curated record. Bases 163 to 1284 code for a protein of 373 amino acids.
GCGUAAGAAGUAGGUUAGUACGAGCAGCAGUGGGGUUCCUGUUCAUUCGAACGUUCUCGGUAGUCGGUACCAUCAGUAAUUUUACGGCUGCAGUUGUAGACUUUCCGGCAAUCGCGUUGGUACCUACGGUCGGCAUGCGAUGUCGUCUUACUAUCGUUAAACAUGAGCCCCGCUUCAUCGGGUGCUCUAGAGGUCGAGCGGUAUAUCGGCGCUUACCUUAUUUCUUCACAAAGCCGUUCAAAAGGAAAUUCGACCAAGCACGUGCGUGACCAAUUCCAUCACAGAGAAGAUUUCGUGCCUCGAUUCAACACCCAUCAGUCGCAAAGAUGUAGAUCGAUCGAUGGAUGGGCAGGUGGCAUACCUUUAAUUUCGUUCGCCAAUUACCAGCGACGUGGACAGUUUGUGAGGUUUCAAGAGAACUAUCCACUAUCACACCUUGCCGUUCACACACAAGGCGCUCCCUUAAUUUUAAACAACAAACACAAUCAGCGCAAGAAUAAAUCGAGCGCCGAUAAAAACUAUGUGAAAACACGUGGACCUAGUGCCAAUUUUAAACCUAAGGAUAAUAGAGGUGUGGAUGCAGUUAGUGUUAAUAGUGAUGAGAGUUCGGCGUCAACAAAUUCCGAAAAUAGUUUACCCAGGAUUAUUAAACCACGCAAACGGCGGAAAAAAGACAGAAAACCCAGCCAUUUAAUAUGCCCUUUGGAAACUGAAGAUUGCUUUUCAACAGACAGCGGGAGUCCAGAAAUUAACACCACCGAAAACGAAAUUAUCGGCUCCCACCUGCCCUUCAUCUUCAGUCGUCUUCAUGUCUCAACCGGAGAUCCAUUGCCCGACAACAUAUCCAGAAGAAAUCACCACACAGAGAUCCAGGAAACUCCAAAGUUGCAUCAUAAGUUUGAAGACGUGGAGGAGCUAUCAAAAGACCUAAACGAAAAUCAACAGGCGAGUUUGUGUCAGUGCCGAUAUUGUGAUCCAGCGGGACAAAUUUGGGACGUACAGCGCCAUUGUUAUUCCCCAUUUUUAACCACUCCCAUACACCAAAGUGAUUUUAAUUUUCCUGAUAUUCAGGAGACUUCGACUAACCACUUUGAUUUAUCAAAAUCUGUAAACAUAAGUGAUCGUGGUCUUUAUUUAAAGGAAGAUCAAAUUGAAAGUAACACUUUUCCUUUACGAUCCUCGAGGGACCUUGAAGUAUCGACCGAAAUUGUGACCUCACUUAAUGGCCAUCGUGAUCUUGAAAUUAAGUUCUUUACGACUCCCAUCAGUUUAGAAAAAUUCUAAUUAGAAGAGUUUUUGAACUUGGUGAUGUUAAACGUGUAAAUAAUUGCUUUCAGUUGCCUGUUUUUUGUUGGCUUUAUAAAGUGAUAUUAAAUGAAUUUAUAUAAACGCAUGCAGGUCAA